Molecule: messenger RNA, 1778 nt
Organism: Drosophila erecta
Lineage: Eukaryota; Metazoa; Arthropoda; Insecta; Diptera; Drosophilidae
Gene: Ugt36A1
Product: UDP-glucuronosyltransferase
Molecular function (GO): UDP-glycosyltransferase activity
Source: RefSeq, a predicted model, not a curated record
UUACAUGGAUUGCGCUCUCCAAUCAGAGGCCACAAAAUCACAUUGAUUAAUCAAAACACAACGAUCCCAUUAGAAUCCCACUGGACAAUGGAAGAAGAGGUUAUCGCAUCGGAGAAUUGGGUAACCGCCUCAGUCGGCGGAAAACUGCGGAACGAUGAGAACGUGGAUGCGCAGCGGAGCAUGGGCAGUCUUGCUGGGGCUUCUGGGCAUGCCCCAGUCGAUAUCUGGCGGUAAUAUUCUGGCCGUGUAUCCGCACUUCGGUUUCAGCCACUUCAAGGUGGCGAUGCCCAUACUGAAUGAGCUGGCGCAUCGUGGUCAUGACAUCACGGUGAUCUCGUACGUGACGAACCCCCAGGCCGGCGCCUAUCCCAACUACAAUGAGCUACUGAUUUCGGCGCCUGGAGAGGAUCAGUCGAGCACCACGAUCAACCUGGUUCCGCUCACGGAGCACACGCCCACCAGAUCCCUGAUGGUUCUGAUCCGGGAGUAUGUGCUACUGCACCAAGAGGGUCAGAAGACCUGCGAGCACCUCUUCGCCAGUGGCCACAUGGAACGGGCCAUCGAGCGCCAUCAGCACAAGCCCUACGAUCUGCUGCUCACGGAAUACUUCAACUCCGAUUGCCAGCUGGCCCUGGCCAAGGUAUUGAAGCUGCCAAUCAUCGGCUUGAGCACCUGUGCGCUGAUGCCCUACUACUACGAUCGCAUCGAUCUGCCCGACACGCCUGCCUUCAUACAGUCGGAGUUCGUGGGAUUCGCUGGCCAGCUGAACUGGCAUGAACGGCUGCUCAACUUUGUGCAGGCCAAGUUGCUGAAGUUCCUGUACAAGUACCACUCCAACAGGGCGGACAACGAGCUGGUGCGCAGGUAUCUUGGAGUGGAAGUGGAUGUAGAGGAGGUGGCUCGAACCCAAACGGCGUUUGUGUUCGGAAACCAGCACUACUCCCUGAUGGGCAGCCGCCCACAAUCACUGCAGUUUGUGGAAAUCGGAGGAGUACACAUCACCACAAAGGCGCAGCAGGAGCUACCAGAGCAUAUCGAGUUCCUUGACCAGUCUGGAGAGGGAGUGAUCUUUAUAAGCUGGGGCUCCAUGGUGCGGGCUUCAAGCAUUGACGCAGACAAGCUGUCAGCCGCACUGGAGGUUCUGAAAGGCCAGCCGCUGAAGAUCAUCUGGAAAUGGGAGGCGGACGAGCCACCCGUAGCAGAUUCCGCCAAGUUCCUCUUCGUCAAAUGGGCUCCCCAAUUGGCGCUUCUGUGUCACCCCAAAGUAAAGUUGUUUUGGUCCCAUGGCGGCUUACUUGGAACCACGGAAGCGGUGCAUUGUGGCAAGCCCCUGCUAGUCACCCCCAUCUACGGAGAUCAGUUCCUCAACGCAUACUCGGUGCAAAAUCGGGGCAUGGGUCUAAAGCUGGACUACCAGGACAUCACCGUAGAAAACCUCAAUAAAGCUCUCACAGAGCUGCGCAAAAACAGCUACGCCCAACGAUCUCUUCAGGUCUCCAAGGUGUUCAAUGAGCGCCAGCAGACGCCACUGGAAUCAGCCAUUUGGUGUGUGGAACACGUCAUUAACAAUGGAUUAGCCGCCGCCCAACUACUUCAAUCUCCAGGCAUAGAGCUGCAUGGACUUGUCUACCAUUCGCUGGAUAGUGUAGCGCUGAUCCUGAUACCUCUAAUACUACUGAUCGUAGUCCUGUGCUAUGUGUGCAAAGGGAGUCCACCGAAGUCCGUCCACAGGAAAGUUGGCAAGAAGGCCAAGAGAUCGUAGUCUACUAAAAUUUACG